Molecule: messenger RNA, 882 nt
Organism: Mytilinidion resinicola
Lineage: Eukaryota; Fungi; Ascomycota; Dothideomycetes; Mytilinidiales; Mytilinidiaceae
Exons: 1
Coding region: 1-882 (293 amino acids)
Source: RefSeq, a predicted model, not a curated record
AUGGAGCCCGCCCUCAUCUUCGAUGACAUGGUUCAGAAUGGACGACCGAGAAGCGCGAGGACUAUGCGGUUUAGGAGCCGAGACCAGGACGGUAUGGAGGAUGAGGGCGAAAUCACAUACUGGCUGCCGGACGAAGCCAGCCAGCGAGGAGCUUAUCGAGGCUUUGCUGGCCGCGACGACGCUAGACAUCGUGAAGAAAUUGUGAGAGCUCUCAAUGCUGGUCGACGGCAAGGUGUACAGUAUGGCCGCAACCAGGGCAUGCUGUAUGGCCGGCAACAAGGAAUGCAGUACGGUCGGCAGCAGGGAAUGCAAUAUGGCCGACAGCUAGGUCUGCAGCAAGGCGUUCAGUAUGGUCGCCAACAGGGCAUGCAGUAUGGCAGACAGCAGGGCAUGCAGUACGGCCACCAACAAGGAUUCCAGCAGGGGCGCCGCCAGGGCGUCCAGUACGCGCAGGGCUACUUGCAUCACGGAGAGCAGCUGGGCUAUGUGAGAGGCCGAUCGGAAGGGUAUGAAGACGGGUACGAGCGUGGACACCACUACGGACAUCUUGAAGGCCGCGACCUCUGGGGACCAGACAUCGGCGCUAUACAGCGCGAGCGAGAACAGCAGCGGGCUCAGCAGCAGCGGCCUCGCAACGGCGUCGUUGACCACGGAUACGUUUUCCAGGGGUAUGAAGAGGCUGGUGAUGAGGAUGACGAGGAGUCAACGGGGGGCAGGCGUUUAAAUGGUCCACGUAGUCAGCGGCUUCUUCGGGAGCGUAGUGCCUCAAUGGCUUCCAGCCGUCGGCAUUCAAUUCACCAGACGGGACAGCACCAGAUUGGAGGAAUUCGGUUCGGAGAGCGGGGGAUGUUGGGGGCGAACUGGGACCAUCAGCAAUGGUAG